CCCCCUCUUCUGUCCCGGCGCCCCUCUCUCUCAGCGGCUCCUGUCACUUGGCGCCGGUAUCCUAGCCGCCAGCUCCGCGUCGGGCCGCUCCCCAGCUGGUGUCGUCCCACAGGUGUCCCCACGUCUGACCGUCCCUCCGUCCGUCCCUCCUGGGGCCGGCGCUGACCAUGCCCAGCGGCUGCCGCUGCCUACAUCUCGUGUGCCUGUUGUGCAUCCUGGGGGCGCCCGGUCAGCCUGUCCGAGCCGAUGAUUGCAGCUCCCACUGCGACCUGGCUCACGGCUGCUGUGCGCCUGACGGCUCCUGCAGGUGUGACCCAGGCUGGGAGGGACUGCACUGUGAGCGCUGUGUGAGGAUGCCUGGCUGCCAGCAUGGUACCUGCCACCAGCCCUGGCAGUGCAUCUGCCAGAGCGGCUGGGCGGGCAAGUUCUGUGACAAAGAUGAGCACAUCUGUACAACACAGUCCCCCUGUCGGAACGGAGGCCAGUGCAUAUAUGAUGGGGGCGGUGAGUACCACUGUGUGUGCCUACCAGGCUUCCAUGGGCGCAACUGCGAGCGCAAGGCUGGACCCUGUGAACAGGCAGGCUCCCCAUGUCAGAAUGGCGGGCAGUGCCAGGACAACCAGGGUUUUGCUCUCAACUUCACAUGCCGCUGCUUGGCGGGCUUUGUGGGUGCCCGCUGUGAGGUAAAUGUGGACGACUGCCUGAUGCGACCUUGUGCUAAUGGUGCCACCUGCCUCGACGGCAUCAACCGCUUUUCCUGCCUCUGCCCUGAGGGCUUUGCUGGACGCUUCUGCACCAUCAACUUGGAUGACUGUGCCAGCCGCCCAUGCCAGAGAGGGGCUCGUUGUCGGGACCGUGUCCAUGACUUCGACUGUCUCUGCCCCAGUGGCUAUGGCGGCAAGACUUGUGAGCUUGUCUUACCUGUACCAGACCCCGCCAUCACAGUGGAUACCCCCCCAGGGCCCACCUCAGCUGUGGGGGUACCUGCCACGGGGCCAGCACCCCACAGCGCAGGAGCCGGUCUGCUGCGGAUCUCAGUGAAGGAGGUGGUACGGAAGCAAGAGGCUGGGCUGGGUGAGCCUAGCCUGGUGGCCCUAAUGGUGUUUGGGGCCCUCACUGCUGCCCUGGUUCUGGCCACUGUGCUGCUGACCUUGAGGGCGUGGCGCCGAGGUGUCUGCCCCCCUGGACCCUGUUGCUACCCUGCCCCACGCUAUGCCCCAGCAUGCCAGGACCAGGAGUGUCAGGUUAGCAUGCUGCAAACAGGGCUCCCCCUGCCUGACCUGCCCCCUGAACCUGGAAAGACCACGGCACUGUGAUGGAGGUGGGGGCUUGGUGGCCCCCUUCCUCAGCUCUUCCUCCACUCAGACUGAAAUGGUUCUUCUCAUCACCUUCACUUGGGUACACAUACUGAGGAGACUUCAGCCUCACACCAGAAAUAUUAUUUUUUUAAUACACAGAAUGUACGAUGGAAUUUUAUCAAAUAAAACAAUGAAAAUGCAA
Carlito syrichta (Philippine tarsier) is the source of this 1500-nucleotide messenger RNA. RefSeq names its product delta like non-canonical Notch ligand 2 (gene DLK2). The transcript has 5 exons. NCBI's taxonomy places the organism in Eukaryota, Metazoa, Chordata, Mammalia, Primates, Tarsiidae. Gene Ontology annotation, cellular component: plasma membrane; protein-containing complex. Gene Ontology annotation, molecular function: calcium ion binding. Gene Ontology annotation, biological process: establishment or maintenance of epithelial cell apical/basal polarity; heterophilic cell-cell adhesion. The coding region runs from base 168 to 1316 and encodes 382 amino acids. The record is from RefSeq and is a predicted model, not a curated record.